AUGAGAGCCAAACAUAUUACCUGGCUUCUUCUCUGUCUGCUGAUAGCUCAAAGCAGUGCAGUUGAAAUUGGUGCUGCUUAAAAUUCAGUAAGAAUUUUGUCAGUUUCAACUAUUCUUGAUUCUGAUAACGCUUAAAGACUUGGUUCUCUCAAUGGUGGUACUAGAGUCUAUAUUAAAAUGGUUGGUCAAGAUGCUAGUAUGGCUUCAAACAAUUAAGUAACUAUUGGUCCUUAUCCUUGUCUUAUUCCAGAUAUGGGUGUUAAUGAAGUUUUUGUUACUUGCAUAACUACACCUGCUUAUGAUAGCACUUAACAAUGGAAUCUUCCAGUUGUAGUUAAUGUUGUUAAUAGAAGUGCUUCUCAAUGCGCUCAAGCAAAUCCUUCUUUAUGUACUUUCUCUUAUUCUGGAUCCUACACUCCUAUGGUUGACAUUAUCUUCCCUCGUGCUGUACUUCCAAAAGUAGAUUUUGAAUGGUGGGGUACCUUCAGAAUUAGUAACACUAACUAAAUUAGCAAGAUGCUUGUUGGUAAUCUUCUUUGUGAUAGAUUCGAUUUAGGUUUGAAUGAAGACACGCCCUUUAAUGGAAACGCAUACACCCCUCUUUCAUGUGAAAUUGAUUAUUCUCACCCAGCUGGUUUCUAUCUUUCUCAAUUUGUUUCUACUCCUGGUUAAGCAUCAAAUUAGAGUCAUUUAACUACUGUACGUUCUACUACUUUGGAUACUCCUUACGACAUCCAAGUUGUUUCCCAAUAAUAAGGUUCAGGAACAGCUCAAAGUAUUACUUCUUAAGGUGGUUAAUUAACCGUCUAUGCCUCUAAUAUUCCUUCAAACGGAUAAAAUGUAUAAGUUACUUGGAAUAAUGCUAACUGCACUAUUAAUGAAAUUAAUACUGAUUAAAACUAUUUCACUUGUACUUUACCUGCUGGUUUAUCUAACCCAACUGUUGAUUCUACCCUUCGUUAUGUAUCUGGUUCUGGUGUUCAUCUUUAAGCUUACAACACUUCAUCAUGGGAUUUAAAUGGAUUAAUUAACUAAUAUAAAACUAAUCCUACCUAAUUGACCUUAGUUUAAGACUCAAUUAUUCCAUCCACAGAAUAUUACUAUGAUUAAGAUUCAAAUUAAGAUGGUCUUAAUAGAUAAUUCAUUGUCCUAUAGGGUUAUUUUAAUCCUCCUAGAGAUGGAAACUACUAUUUCCAUACCUCUUCAAGCUAUUAAGCAUAAGUUUUGCUUUAAAUGAGUGGAGAUAGCACAAAUGAAUCAACAAUGACAGUUAUUAACAGUAUUUCUUAAGGAACUAAUCUUAGAAAUCCUUACUCAUCACAAUAUGACUUACAAUAAUCUACUUCAGAUAGCAUAACUAUCUCUUUAAAAUAGGGUUAACCUUACUAUUUUAAAAUUUAUGCUCUAGCUUCAAGUUCUAGUAGUUUCUACCACAGUACUGGUGUUAGAAUUCCAGUAGCUUAAAAUCCCAACAAUCCUAAUAACGUUUAUGUCAAUUCAGUUAAUUAAGUUACUAGAUUUAAAAUUAACUACGCAUUCACAAAAGAAGUAGCUAGUAUCUCAUUCUAAGACUUGAGUUCUUCAAACAAGGGUACAUUUGGAAUCAAUUUUGUUUAUCCUUUCGGAACUCAAUUAAAGACAAACGCAAAAUAAUGGGUAUUUACAUCUCAAUAGUAUAAUAGAGACACCACAUGUGCAUAAAUUGUUUGGCAUUUCAACAACUACGCUGGAGAUAAUAGCACUUGUAUUUAAUAAGAUAUAUUAGAUUCUAACAAAAAUAAAAUUGGUUCUACCUGGGAACUUACUUUCUAAUAUCAUCGUAAUUAUGACGUAUAGCCAACAUUCAACUUUAAUUCUACUUUGUCCACUAAACCUGUUUAUACAGUUAUAACUCCUGCUGGCCCACCAUUGUCUGGAACUUUCCGUUUGAAAGCUAAUGGUAAUUAUGUUUAACUUAAUAAAAACCCUGAUAUCCCCUUUAACACUUGGGAAUGGGAUCUCUGCUCGGCAUUAUAAUAGACAUUGAACACUACAAAUAUUCAAUGUUCUCGUAUUGUAAAUUUUGUAGAUGGUUCUUAAUGGACUUUUGAUUUUUACGGAAUUGCUUCUCCUGUAUUGAUUGAAGCUGUUUAAGCUGAAUCCAAGCUUAAUGGUUAAUCUGGAACUAUUACUUUAGUUGUUGAAUCUCUUAGAGAUGCUUCUUCAUCAUACUUAUAGUAUGCAGCCAUCGAAACUGAAUUGUUAACUCAACGUUCCACAAAACCUUAUGCUAACAUUUUUGUAAAUGGAGUUUUGACUCUUGCAUCUUUAACAAAUUAAUAACUCAUAGUUAAUGUUCUUAAUGAUUCCUAAGCAAUUAGUUACACUAGUUUCACUGAUGACAAUGUUAAUACCCUUACAAUCUCAGGAGUUACUGUUUAAGGAUUCACUCCUUUAGUUAGUAAUUUUGAUGUAUAUUAUAAUGGAGUACCAUGUAUUGUAACUAGUUCUGAUCCAUUUUCUGGUACUUUAACUGCUCAAUAUCCAUAUAAGGUUGCAGGUACUUAUAAACCAGUAGUAUUUUAUUAAUCUAAUGGUAUAGCUCUUUCAGCUAACGUUUCUCCAUAAUCUACUUAUCCUGUUAUUACAUAAUUAAGCUCCACAACUGUCUAUAGCUUUGGUGGAACUACUUUAACUAUUACUGGCUAAUUCUUCCCAUAAUCUAAUGAUAGCAGCCUAUCAGUUGCUAUUGGAUCUGUUAAUGCAUAAAUAUAAUCUGUUUCGAAUACUUAAAUUGUUGUAAUAACACCUGCAGGUCUUUCUUAAGGUUCUAAUUCUGUUAUUGUAAAUUAUAAUGGACUAUCAAGCAAUGCUAAAAGUAUAUAAGUAAAUGAUAGCGGUGCUAUUACUAUCACUAAUAUUGACAAGACUAUAGUUUCCCCUGUAGAUAAGACUCUCAUUACUGUCACAGGUACUAAUUUUGGUAGUGAUCCAACUUUAUUAACUGCUUAUUUAGAUUCUGUUGAUAAAGAUGGUAAAUUGCUAUAAUAUGCUAAGUACAAUGUUAAUGUAGUUACUGCAAAUAGCAAUUCAGCAUAAGUACUCUUGGGUGGAGGUCUACCUGGCUUUUACUAAUUGAGAAUUGUCUAGAUUGGAUUAGGUAGCAAUAUUCCAGCUCCAUCUGUUACUAAAAUAUAAUACAACAUAAUAGUAAACUCCUACAGUGUGAGUAAAGUUUCUGCAUACGGUGGUGCUUAAUUAGUCAUCUAAGGUUAGAAUUUCCUAACUUCUGCUUUAAACGACAACUAGGUUUUAGUAGUUUAUACAUCAAAUAUGUCUGAAUUUUGUAUUAUAACUGCUGCUACUUCUACUCAAUUAACUUGUACUCUUCCUAACAUGGUAUCUCACUUCCCACCAGGAGUUACAUCAUAAGCUUAUAGUGUUGAAGUUUGGGGUAAGUUAAUUGUUUAAGCAAUAAUUAACCCAGAUUCUCCUUUCAAUAAUCAAAUUACUUUUGAUUAAAGUUUAGCUUUAUCAGUAAGUUCUGUUAACAACAACAAUUAAAUAUUCAAUUCAUAAUAUACUAUCCUUGGUAAUAAUCUUCCAACAGCUUCUGGAGCAUAUUCAGUUGUAUUUUUAGGUUAAGAAAGUGUUCCAGUAACAAUUGUUUCAAAUAACUCAACUGCAGUAACUUACAUAGUUCCUAAUUUAUCUUAUGGCAACUAUAAUGUUACUCUUCGUGGGUCUAAUGGUGAUAGCCCUUAUGUAUAAAUCUCUUUAAUUGAAUAUACAUAUGCCCUAUCUAAUCCUUCUCUCUACACAGUUUCUGCUGCAGGUGCAGAGAUUACUCUAACAAUGUCAGGUACCUUACCUAACUAGAAUCCUCUCUUCAAAUUUAAUGGAGUUUUAGCCACCCUUAUUUCUUAUAACAAUUCUACUGGCUAAGUAGUAAUUAGACUUCCUGCUACUUCAGUUGGAUCUAAUGUUUAAUUAUUUUCUGUAAGGAGCGCUUUAGUACCAUUAGACAAUAAUGGAAAUUUACCAUGGAAUGCUCACAGCAAAACUUUUACUGUAGUUGCAGCUACUUGGUCUGUUUAGAGCUUAUCAGUAAGUGGAAAUACAGUUACUCUUAUUGGUAGUGGACUUAAUAACUUAAAAGUAGCUUACCUAUAGCAAUCAGGUUAUUCUACAUAAAUUUAAUCUACAAACUUAAAUGUUUAAUCAAGCACUAACGCUGUUAUUACAUUUGCAAAUGCUCCUGCUGGUACUUACCAAUUAUACUUGCUUGAUUCCUCUAAUAACUACCCAACUAUCUCAAAUAAUUAAGUUGUACUUGCACUUUCAGGUCUAACUUCAUCUGUAGUUACUUCAUCUUAUGCAGGUGGUUCAUAAAUAAUUAUUAAUGGUUCAGGUUUUAAUACACAAAAUAUCAACUAAAAUGUUGUGACAAUUUGUGGUAAUUAAGCUAAUGUAGUGAGUGCAACAUCCUCUACUUUAACUGUAUCUACACCUCCUGCUUACACAAGUUUUUCAAGAAAUAAUUAUAAUUUCCAAUCUGAUGAUAUCAAUCCUUUAACUGGUUUCACUACUUUUGGUGAUGAUGCAAAUGGAAAUUCAAAUUACUUAAAUGACGGCGAUUUACUUUUUUACUAUUCCAGCUCUAAUUCAGCUUAAUGUUAUUGUGGUUUCAAUUUUGGAAGCUCAACCUAAGUUGUUUUAAGUAAAUUCUAAAUAUAUCCCAGAACAUAAGGAGUUACUGAUGCCUCUGCAUUCUUUGGAACAUAAUUCUAAGCCUCAAUUGAUGGUACCACAUGGUAAACUUUACUUACAAUCGGAAGUGAUUUCCAUUUAGGUAAAAAUAUGUACUUAAUUAGUUCAUUGGUCUCUACUUCUCCAUCCUAAUCAGCUAUAUUGUUAGGUGCAUACUCAUAAUUUAGAUUACUUGAUUCUACUGGUAAAUCUCAAUGCUAACUUGUUGAGAUUUAACUUUUUGGUUGGAAAUAAGGUACUUAAACUGAAAGUGGUAAUACUUUGUCCUGCCCAGUUUCAGUUCAAGUUAAUGGUUCUCCUGCUGUUAACUCAAAUAACAAUGUUAUUUAUGAUUAAUCAAAGACUUUUGUUAUCUAAAGUCUAUCACCUAAUUAUGGUAGUAUUAGUGGAGGUACUUAAGUUACUAUUACUCUUGACUAAGCUCCUAGUGGUGGAUCUACUGCUUAAGUUAUAAUUGACGGAGUUGUAUGCAGCAAUCCCACUAUAUCUACAAAACAAAUCGCUUGUACUACUGGAGCAAAAACAGGUUCAGCAAGUCCCUCUUUAGUAGUUUAAGUAAAUUCAUAUAAUGCAGUAAAUAAUGGAAUUGUGUUCUAUUACGGUUAUCUAUGGUCAGAUAAAAAUACUUGGGGUGGUGAUUUUGCUCCUAUUGAUGGUGAUCUUGUUUAUGUUGCAAAAGGAAAGAGCAUUAUUGUUGAUGUUCCAAAUGUGCCUGCUAUUGGUGUCUUGAAUACUAUAGUUGUUUCCUAAGCUAACCUGAUUUUCGCCAAUGAUAAAAAUAUUCACUUACAAGCUCAUAAUAUUUUAGUUUAAAAUGGUAAUGUAAUAAUUGGUACUUAAAGUUCUCCUGUUACAGGAAAUAUAAGAAUCACAUUAUAUGGUAAUAUUGUUGAUACUUAAUUCCCUACUGUUGGUAACAAGGGUCUUUCUAUCUAUAAUGGUAGCAUAGAAAUUAAUGGUUAACCACGUCCAGUUACAUGGACUGAACUCUCAUCAACAGCAAAAAUUGGUGAUACUAGUAUUAAAGUAUUCCUUAAAGAUCCUGGCUUCGAUUGGAAGCAAGGUGAAGAAAUAGUAAUUGCCCCAACUGAUUAUUCAGCAGGUCAUGCUGAACGUCGUGUAAUUACCAAUGUUGUUAAAAAUGCUGAUGGACUUACUGCAACUAUAAGUUUCUAUGAACCUCUUCUUAUUUAGCAUGUUAGUGUUGAAAAUGAAUAAUAUGCUAAUGGAAAUUUCAAAGUUAAUAUGAGAGCAGAAGUAGGUCUACUUACUCGUAACGUAGUUUUUGAAGGUGAUGAUAGUUCUGUGAAAACUCAAUAUGGUGCUCAUAUGAUGCUUCAUGGCUCCUAAACAAGUGCUCAUAUUAGAUUUGCUGAGUUUAGACACACAGGUCAACCAGCUAUUAUUGGUAGAUAUCCUAUUCACUUCCACAUGGUUGGUGAUGUUUCUGGUUCUAUUGUAGAAGGUAACGCAGUGCAUGACUCUUUUGCAAGAGUUCUUACUAUUCAUGCUACUCACUACCUUCAUGUUAAAAAUAAUGUUGGUUUUAAUUGUGCAGGUCACAAUAUCUUCCUUGAAGAUGGUAUUGAAACCAAUAAUAUAAUUGAAUAAAAUCUUAUUUUAGGAACUAAAUAAGUAUGGUCUAUGCUCUAAUCUGAUAUCACAGCUGCUUCUUAUUGGAUUACCAAUCCUCUAAAUUAUGUAUUUAAUAACAGAGCUGGUGGUGGUGAUUUCUAUGGUUUCUGGUAUGAAAUUAAAGAGCACCCUGAUGGCCCAUCUGCUAGAAACGAUAUUUGCCCAUAAGGUAUGGCUUUAGGUAAAUUCACUGAUAAUAUUGCUCACUCCUAUGAUCGUUUUGGUUUGAGAAUUUUUGUUAUGACUAAUUUGUAAUACCCAUGCAAUCCCUAUAGAGAUGAUACUCAAUCAAAUCCUUUUGCUAACAAUCCAUCAUUUACUACCACUUGGUCUAAUUUCCUUUCUUAUAGAAAUAAUGAAGAUGGUGUUUUGGCUGAAGAAGUUGGUAAUAUGGUCUUCAAUAAUUUUACUUUGGUUGGAAAUAAGCAAUCUGGUUUUAAUGUUUACUUAACUAACAGAACAGAUGAAUACGUAAUUCUACAAAAUUCUCUUGUUGUAGGUUAAUCAUCUGGAAAUCCUGCUGAUGUAGCAGAUUUACAAAAUACUUAUGGUAUUAUCACUCCUCGUACUGAUGGUUAUAAAGUUUAAAAUGUCCAUUUCGCAAACUUUAUUCCAAAUACGAUAGUUUUUAAAUCUUGUUCUUUCUGCUGGCACUUCAAAAAAUGGGUUUAAGGUGGUAAACUUACAUUAUUUUCUGGUAUUUCCUAUGAGAAUAUUUAAACAACUUAAUAUAUGUUCUGGGAAAAUUGGCGUAGAGAAAUUUAUUAAGAUUUGGAUGGUAGCUUAACUGGAAGAAAUUCUUAAGUGUGGCUUACUCCUGCCGGAUUACAUCUCAUUAAUUAACCUGCUUGUACUACUAGUUAGGCUGAUUAAACUAAAUGGAAUAAUGCUGUUAUUUGUACAGUUCAAGUUGUAAGAGUUGAAUUUAGUAACCCAGUUGAUUCUAAUGAUUUCAGAUCAAAAGCCUUGUAUGUACUUCCAUGCGAUAAUACUGGUAAAGCUGUUGGAGGUACUAAAGACUCAGAUUUUUACAUUUCAAAGUCUGUAAAAAUCGAAAAUAAAGCAGAUGAUCUUACUCUUGGUUUUGUUGGUACCUUCUUGGCUGGAUAAAUCUUCUAGGUUCAAUGGGAAUUAUCUCAAAUUGAUUUUACCCACUUUAGUGUUGGUCUUUCUCCUUACCAUUCAGGUGAAACUGCUGCUGAUACCAUAUUACUUAAAUUCCCUGUCAUGGAUUACAGAGAAACAUGGUAAAAUUUCUAAACUAUUGCUGGUAAAAAUGUUUAGCCAUAUAAAAAUGUUACAGCUGGAUAAGAUCUAUCAGCAUUAGCAACUAUGAAGACUCUAAAUUGUAAUCAUGGUGAUUGGUACAAUGAUAUCGCUGGAUAAGCAUUUUAUUUAUGUUUAAAUUCUAAAUAAAGACCUAAAGCAACUACUAACUAAUAUUUAGAAAGAAUAGAUCUUAAUGCUUUAAGCUGCUUAGAUAACUGUCCUUUCCCUCCUUUCAAGUGCAAAAAGGAUGGUAUUCCUAGACAACUUAGCAAUCCUUAAACUUGGUAAGGUAUUACUUUUGAUGGAAAAGAUGGUAUUUUACUUAAUACUCCAGGUAACAGUACCUUAUACAUUCCUUGUCCUUGGGAAGUUAUUGUAGAUUAAGAUAUUACUUAGUACUCUUAACUUAUAGUCGAAGGUAAUUUACGUGUUGAUCCAACAAAGGAUAUUAACGUUAAAGCUGAUGGUAUGUGGCUAAGAGGUGGUAUGUUUAUUGCAGAAGGUGCUACCCCUGGUACUCCAUAUACAAAAAGCCUCACAAUUACUCUUACAGGAGAUAGAAAUUAACUCACUUAGUUUGUUGUUGAUUCUUAAAUAGAUGUUGGAAAUAAAGUUAUUUUGAAUACAGGUAACUUCACUUUACUUGGUAAUCCUCCUACAACGACUGCUACCCGCUUAUCUGCUUCUGUAAAUCCUGGUGUUAACUAAAUUACUGUUCUUAGCGCAAGCGGUUGGAAUGUAGGCGAUGUUAUAGCACUUGGACCUACUCAACUAGAUGCAACUGAAAAUGAAGUUUUCAGUAUUUAAUCAAUUAAUGGAAAUACCAUAACUUUGAAUGCAACUGUUUAAUUCUAUCACUAUGGUGCUUCUAGUGUAACUAUUACUGAGACUUGGGGUUCUUAUACUUAAGAACUUGAUCUUCGUGCACAAGUUCUCCAUCUUACUCGUAAUAUUAAAAUCGUUGGAGCUCCUGUUAGUUAAGGUAUACCUUGGGGUUGCAGAGUUCUAAAUCAUUAUUGGUAAAUUGUAGCUGAUUCAAAUGGAAAUCCUCUUCCAGAUACAAGAUAACUCCAUUUACGUGGUAUUGCAACUUGGAAUGGUGUUGAAAUGAGAAACUGUGGUUAAGCGGAUACUUCAAGAGGUGGUCUUGAUUUCUUGUUUGAUGAUUCUGACAGCAAUAAUUAAAUUGUAAGUGUUGUCUAAAAUUCAGCUUUCCAUGAUUGUCCAGGUUUCUGUGCUAAUAUCGAAUCAUCUUCAAAUAUCAAUUUAAUAAACAACAACUUCUUUAGAGGUAAACCCAUCUUUAUUAGAAUCAAUCUGUCUACUAAAAUUACUUUGACAAACAACUACUUCGUUGCAGCUCUUAAGCGUGAUUAUGCUUACGAUACAUAAGGUAUGCUUUAUGACAUGAACACUGCAAUCUACUUCUUGUCUACACAAGACCCUAUUGCUGAUAAUAUCCUUAUCAACAAUAACUAUGUUUAAGGUUCUUAAGGUCCUUGUGUUGCACUUAUUCAUACCCCUUGUUCUAGUGUAUCUGGUAUUUCAAAUAAGGUUGGUAUCUGGGGUAAUUAAGCUUCAACAUGCUUAGUAGGUGCACUAUUCAAAACCUCGAUUGAUGGUUGCUAAUGGGCUGGUAAAAUUGCAGUAGCUCGUUCUACUAAAGGUAUGAUAGUUAAUCCUACUUAACCCAGUCUUAUUGUAGAACAUGUAUUAGCUGCUGAAUCUAAUCGUUCUGUUGUUCUUCGUUUUGCUCAUAACGGAUACAGAAAUAUAGGACAGUUCUAAAACUCAGCAGUUUAUGCUGUUGCUAUAAAUAACGAUCCAACUGCUUAUGACAAUUCUUAAAAGGCUUAAGUCUGUUCAGGUGGUUCAGGUACAUAAAAUUUAGUUGUUACAGAAGGUGGUGAAGAUUACCCUCUCAAGACUUUCCCUCUUUCUUUUGAUGUUAUUUGUAAUUCUGAAGUUUUUGAUGCCUCCCUUUAUUAAACUAAUGUAAAAUAUGUUAAUUUCAAGAAGACUUAUACUGAUGCUAAUUUCAGCAAAUGUAGCGAUAAUCAUAUGAUGGUUACCCAUCCUAGUGCUUCAGAUCAUACUGCUGGUACUUAUAACAACAAUGUUACAUGCGUUAAUUGCAGCGAAGAAGCUUAUUUCAAUUUCAUGUCUCCUAACCCUGCCUGGGCCGGUUGGUUUGGUGGUUGUGGUCUCUUUUUAUGCACUGGACCAGAAAAUGUACUUAACGUUGAUUUUACAGGUAGUCUCUUCAAUGGUGUACCUACUACAGGUAUUUCUCAUAAUGCAGGAAUAGCUUAAGGAUGUAAAUCUUAACCAAAUUGGAAUAAUGCUUACUCAUGCUAAGGUACUAAUUAUGUUUAACUUGAAUGGUAAUCAGAAGCUCCUGAUCAUAAUUUGAGAUCUACUGCCCCAUGUAUGCUCACAUCACUUGAUGGAACUACUUAUAGCAAUAAGAUAAAUAUGUAUAGAGAAUGGUAAUGGGAUGGUAAUGAGCCUAUGAAUUUAAGAGAGAAUAGAUAUUAUGCUACUGCCCUUAUAAACACUGUUUAUAACAUUGCAUACAAUGGUUUAAAUCCCUACAACAUUAUCCAUAGAAUUUAAUAAAGAACAAAUGACAACGUUGGAGAACCUAAUAUUUGGGUGAUUUUCAUUUCUUAAUAUUAAAUUCCUAAUAAUCUUGAAGUUUCUAUUGAUGGCGGCAGUCCUGUAGAUCCUUUCAUUAAUAAUGAAGUCCUAACAACUAAAACUAGUAUUUGUGGUGCUAAUGUUUAUGACUGGCGUUCUCGUACUAUUCAAUUUGUUAUCAAUGGUGCUGCUAAUUGCUUAGUUCGUGUUUAAGUGCUUGAUACUGUUCGUAUCUAAGUUAAAGUAGUUAUCCCUGUUUCACAAUUCUUCUAAGGCAAUAAUAAAUUCAGUUUUAUUUCAGCUGUAGCCUCCUUCUUAGGUAUCACUGAUUAUUCUUAAGUUAAAGUAGUUGGAGCUACUUCAAGUAGUAGAUUUUUACAAGCUGGAUCAUCAAGUUCUACUUCUUCAUCUUCAAGCUAAAGUGGAUUUGAUCUCACUUUAGAUAUUGUAGAUAGACGUUCAUAAACUAGUACAGUAGAUCCAAAGACAGUCCACCAAGAUUUUGUAAACAAGGUUGCUAAAUUACAAGCCGGUCUUUAAAGUAACUCUAUUCCAGGAAUAGCUCCUAAUACAUAUUCAGUUGUUUCAUCUGAAGUAUAUGUAUAAACUAAUUCUGACGGUGGUAUUUAUGGUUAAAAUGCUAAUCCAAAUACUCCUAUUGUCAAAUAAUCAUCUUCCGAUUCUAACAACACUUUGGCUAUCGUACUUGGUGUAGUAAUUGGUUUGGUUGUUGUGAUUAUCGCUGUUGUAGGUUUCUGUGCUUAUAAGAGAUACCAACUAAGAAAGACAAUGUUAAAGGUUCAGCAUGCUGAUCAUGAUCACUCUGUAGAAAUUGAACCUGAAAAGGAGACAGUUAAGGCUCAUGCUCCUUUGGGUUUAGAUCCUGCUACUGAUUAAUUAUAAGAAAAAGCUAACAAUUCAUAAGCUCCUUUCUAAUGUUGA
Messenger RNA from Tetrahymena thermophila SB210, 11235 nucleotides. RefSeq names its product IPT/TIG domain protein. Lineage: Eukaryota; Ciliophora; Oligohymenophorea; Hymenostomatida; Tetrahymenidae. The transcript is spliced from 3 exons. The record is from RefSeq and is a predicted model, not a curated record.